This is a messenger RNA of Mya arenaria, 1703 nucleotides long. RefSeq lists its product as uncharacterized. NCBI's taxonomy places the organism in Eukaryota, Metazoa, Mollusca, Bivalvia, Myida, Myidae. The transcript is spliced from 7 exons. The record is from RefSeq and is a predicted model, not a curated record. Bases 153 to 1127 code for a protein of 324 amino acids.
CUAAGGUUUAAGUCUAUUUACAGCUAUAUGUGAAUCAUCUAAAUUUAUCUUGAAAAGUAUCACUGGAUAUUACAUGCAUGAACUAUUACAUUGUUGUAAUGUGUUGUUCUAAGGUUUAACUGGGAUAAUGGGCGGACAAGGAAGUAAAACAGAUGUCUCAGAUGGAGAAGUACAGUGACGGUUGCAGUCAUGACAAAUACGAGGACAGUGUGGCUGGUCGCAUCGUUGCAGGUGUUUGUGAUGGGGAGGUACCGGGGCGAUUGCCGUCAACAGAUGGAUUUAUUUUUGGCAGAAGCGAUGACUGUGUGGCAGGUCGCAUCAUUUCAGACCAGUAUGUGGGGGCAGCAUUUUGUGGUGUCUUAACGACAAGGAUCUGUCGAUGUACGAAUGGAAUACGUGCAGGAUUGUUAUUGCUAGGAGACGGUUGUUACAGUCUUUGUACGAUUCAGUUUUUACUGCGCCUCGUAUUCCCACUAUGCUCGAUGAGCAUUGCAAUAUCCAGUGUUGUAUUGCCAUACUGGGCCUGGGGUGAAACAGACGACGUAGCAGUUGGUCUCUUUAAAUGCUGCAAUUUUACUGAGGAAAAUAGCAAUUCUAACAUCAGCGAGUGUUCACCAUUGUCUGAUUGUUUUCCAUCAGAAUCUAAUGUUUAUUCGCUCAUCAAGGCAGCUGCCGGUCUACAAAUCACAUACAUUGUUGUCCACGGUAUAACUAUCUUACUUACAACAAUAAGCCAGCUAAUAAGAGAUUCGGAUGAAAGAAAAAGAUGUCAAUUUUACAAUGGAAUGGUUGUAUUUUUUGCAGCUACCAUUUGCUUCAUCAGCAUCAUCGUAUCUUUUUCCGGUGUUAUCCAAUCACACAGCUUAGAAGGAGUACCUCCACUCCUGUCCAUCAAUCUUGCGAUAUUUUCAUGCGCUGUGUACAUCUCUUAUGCAGGCGUUUGCUUUAGGGAGCCGAGACUCUGUAUAUGUGUACCCAUUUCGAUUGCUGUAAAUUAUUUGGCUAUUUAUAUGAUGACAAACAAACUUGUUUUAAAAUCUGUAUCUGUUGUGGGCGGUCUGGCUAUAGCAUGCUUACUUAUAUAUUUAAUAUUUGCUCGACCCGACCGCUGCCGGACAAAUUUUUAACGUUAAUUUCUACUUCUGUUGAUUUAUUCCUAACACUAUGUUCAUAACACAAAGUUUCCCGCUGUUUAUUUCGUCAUGAGAUCACCUGAGAGAUAAUUAGAAAACUAAUAAUUAAUGUUUCUUCACGUUUUGAGCACUAGCUUUCAAGAGCUUUGCAAAGGAAAAGUAAGGCGAAACGUUCUUGGCCUAGGGCUUGUUUCAAUAAACACUGACAUAUUGUAAUAAUUAUACAAGAAAUCCAAGAACGUGUAAGUGCUUGUCAUCUAAUAAUAAAUUGGUGUUAAAAAAACUGUUUUACUAGUAGGUUUACUUUGUAGAACCUAUAUUUUGUUUCAUCAUUAGUUGUAUGAAUGCAAAAGGUUUAAAACCAAAUCAAACAUGUUUAUUUUUCUGUUAUGUGUAUUUUUAAUAGGCAAACAAUUUAAAUUAAAAUGAUACGGUUUCAUUGGCGCCGCUCUGGAGAGCGCGCCUAUUAUGGAAUGGGAAUUUAUUUUAGUUAUUGGUAGGAGCGGUUUUUAAGUUGAUUGACAGUUGGGUUUUACUGUUGUUUUAUUAUGAUUAAAAAAUGCAAAUGGA